UACAUUCCUCAAUUUUGUCAACUUCCGGUGCAAUAACAACGUGCGAAAUGAGUUUUGCAAAAUACAAAGAUAAAAUAGAAAAUGGAGACACUGUCAUGUUGUAUCUUGGGUUCGAUAAUAUGCAUACAAUUGUUGUGAAGAAAAAUGACACUUUUCAAACUCGAUAUGGUGCUCUUAGACACGCUGAUUUGAUAGGGGUGCGAUACGGUAGUAAGGUCCAAUGUAAGAAAGGCUACGUAUAUGUUCUUUACCCCACAGCAGAGUUCUGGACCACUAAUUUACCACACAGGACACAGAUAUUGUAUUCAACAGACAUCAGUUUAAUAACACUGCAGCUUGACCUUAAGCCUGGCUCAGUUGUGGUAGAAUCAGGUACUGGCAGUGGGUCACUGUCCCACGCAAUCAUCAGAACUAUAGCUCCUACUGGACAUCUUCACACAUUCGAGUUCCAUGACCAAAGGGCAAAAGUUGCUGAAGAAGAAUUUAAACAACAUGGUAUAUCUGACAAUGUGACUGUGACACAUAGAGAUGUUUGCCAGGACGGAUUCCAGUUGGACCAUGUAGCUGAUGCUGUAUUUUUAGAUCUACCAAAACCAUGGGAAGCCAUCAAAAGUGCCAAACAAUCCCUAAAACUGGAAGGUGGAAGACUGUGUUCAUUUUCUCCAUGUAUAGAGCAAGUACAGAGGACAUGUGAAACACUGACACAGCAUGGUUUUGUGGAAUUGAAAACAUUUGAAUGUCUGCUCAGAAAUCAUGAUGUUAGAACAAUAAAUCUGCCCAAAGCAGAUCUAGGACCAAAGGAACCUCCAACUGAAAAUAUUCAAACUGAAUUAGGUGAUGAUACUGAAGUAGAAGCAGCAGCUGAAACAGAAAGUGUUGAAAGUAAAGAUAAGGUACUAGAAAAAGGCAGUAAUAUUGAAGCUGAUACAGAAGUUAAGAGUGCGGAUAUUGAAGAAACAAAGAAAAAGAGAGCAGUGGACAAUGAUACUAAACAUGGAACAACAAAGAAGCAAAAGAAAGAGAGAAUAGAUAAUACGAGACAUAAUUUUGAUUUGAUAGGGUAUAAAGAUGAGCAGAGUUUUUUCUUUAAGACUGCAGCACCGCCAGUACAGAUGCCUGGUCAUACUGGCUUUCUCACUUUUGCUACACUAUAUCCAUCUUGAUGUUUCUAGGUAUUUACUUAGGUUAACUAUCUAUAUAUAUUUUUAGCUCACCUGUCACAAAGUGACAAGGUGAGCUUUUGUGAUCGCGCGGUGUCCGUCGUCCGUCCGUGCGUCAGUCCGUGCGUGCGUCCGUAAACUUUUGCUUGUGACCACUCUAGAGGUCACCUUUUUCAUGGGAUCUUUAUGAAAGUUGGUCAGAAUGUUUAUCUUGAUGAUAUAUAGGUCAAGUUCGAAACUGGGUCACGUGCCAUCAAAAACUAGGUCAGUAGGUCUAAAAAUAGAAAAACCUUGUGACCUCUCUAGAGGCCAUAUAUUUCACAAGAUCUUCAUGAAAAUUGGUCAGAAUGUUCAUCUUGAUGAUAUCUAGGUCAAGUUCGAAACUGGGUCACGUGCCAUCAAAAACUAGGUCAGUAGGUCUAAAAAAUAGAAAAACCUUGUGACCUCUCUAGAGGCCAUAUUUUCACAAGAUCUUCAUGAAAAUUGGUCAGAACGUUCACCUUGAUGAUAUCUAGGUCAAGUUCGAAACUGGGUCACGUGCCUUCAAAAACUAGGUCAGUAGGUCAAAUAAUAGAAAAACCUUGUGACCUCUCUAGAGGCCAUAUUUUUCAUGGGAUCUGUAUGAAAAUUGGUCUGAAUGUUCAUCUUGAUGAUAUCUAGGUCAAGUUCGAAACUAGGUCACGUGCGGUCAAAAACUAGGUCAGUAGGUCUAAAAAUAGAAAAACUUUGUGACCUCUCUAGAGGCCAUAUAUUUCAUGAGAUCUUCAUGAAAAUUUGUCAGAGUGUUCAGCUUGAUGAUAUCUAGGUCAAGUUCGAAAGUGGGUCACGUGCCUUCAAAAACUAGGUCAGUAGGUCAAAUAAUAGAAAAACCGUGUGACCUCUCUAGAGGCCAUAUUUUUCAUGGGAUCUGUAUGAAAGUUGGUCUGAAUAUUCAUCUUGAUGAUAUCUAGGUCAAGUUCGAAAGUGGGUCACGUGCCUUCAAAAACUAGGUCAGUAGGUCAAAUAAUAGAAAAACAUUGUGACCUCUCUAAAGGCCAUAUUUUUCAUGUGAUCUGUAUGAAAAUUGGUCUGAAUGUUCAUCUUGAUGAUAUCUAGGUCAAGUUCGAAACUGGGUCAACUGCGGUCAAAAACUAGGUCAGUAGUUCUAAAAAUAGAAAAACCUUGUGACUUCUCCAGAGGCCAUACUUGUGAAUGGAUCUUCAUGAAAAUUGGUCAGAAUGUUCACCUUGAUGAUAUCUAGGUUAAGUUAAAAUUGGAACUGGGUCAUGUACCUUAAAAAACUAGGUCAGUAGGUCAAAUAAUAAAAAAAACCUUGCUACCUCUCUAGAGGCCAUACUUUUCAUGGGAUCUGUAUGAAAGUUGGUCUGAAUGUUCAUCUUGAUGAUAUCUAGGUCAAGUUUGAAACUGGGUCACAUGCGGUAAAAAACUAGGUCAGUAGGCCUAAAAUUAUUAAAAUCUUUCGACCUCUCUAGAGGCCAUAUUUUUCAAUGGAUCUUCAUGAAAAUUGAUCUGAAUGUUCACCUUGAUGAUAUCUAGGUCAGUUUCGAAACCGGGUCACGUGCGGUCAAAAACUAGGCCAGUAGGUAUAAAAAUAGAAAAACCUUGUGACCUCUCUAGAGGCCAUAUUUUUCAUGAGAUCUUCAUGAAAAUUAGUGAGAAUGUACACCUUGAUGAUAUCUAGGUCAAGUUCAAAACAGGGUCACGUACCUUCGAAAACUAGGUCAAUAGGUCAAAUAAUAGAAAAACCUUGUUACCUCUCUAGAGACCAUAUUUUUCAAUGGAUCUUCAUGAAAAUUGGUCAGAAUUUUUAUCUUGAUAAUACCUAGGUCAAGUUCAAAACUAGGUCACUAUGUCAAAUAAUAGAAAAAACGACGUCAUACUCAAAACUGGGUCAUGUGGGAAGAGGUGAGCGAUUCAGGACCAUCAUGGUCCUCUUGUUUUAUUAUCAUUAUUUUUUUUUUUUUUUUUGCUUUUUACUUUUUUUUACGUAAUAGCAAUUUACAAUGAACUUCAUUUAAAGAAAGUUGAUGUGCCAUGUGUUUAGGUAUCAGUUAUAAUUGAAAUUUAUGUUCUGGUUUGGAUGAAAGUUCAGGAUUUUGAGUAUGUAUUAAAAAAACGCCUAAUAUUAGCACUGAACAAAAUUAUUCAAAAAAAUAAAUUGAUGAAUUUGUUGACAACCCAGUAGUGUUCCAUGAAUUCAUUACAUAUAUAUUUAUUUAAAUUUUCAGUGAAUAAAAUGCAGUUCAGACUUUCA
Mercenaria mercenaria is the source of this 3414-nucleotide messenger RNA. RefSeq names its product tRNA (adenine(58)-N(1))-methyltransferase catalytic subunit TRMT61A-like. Bases 48 to 1163 code for a protein of 371 amino acids. The record is from RefSeq and is a predicted model, not a curated record. Gene Ontology annotation, cellular component: tRNA (m1A) methyltransferase complex; nucleus. The transcript has 4 exons. Gene Ontology annotation, biological process: tRNA methylation. NCBI's taxonomy places the organism in Eukaryota, Metazoa, Mollusca, Bivalvia, Venerida, Veneridae.